This is a messenger RNA of Pocillopora verrucosa, 1894 nucleotides long. The record is from RefSeq and is a predicted model, not a curated record. Lineage: Eukaryota; Metazoa; Cnidaria; Anthozoa; Scleractinia; Pocilloporidae.
UGCGCUGAGACGAAUCUAUUUAAGCUGAGAGUCAGGAAUAAUAUUUCUUCUUUACUAGGAUUCUGCAUAUGCGCUGAGACGAAUCUGUUUAACCUCAGAGUCAAGAAUAAUAUUUCUUCGUUACUAGGGCUGAAAGCAAAUAGAAGCCAGUUGUAUUGUAGUCUGCUCUUCUGCCGACGGGGAGAUGAUCCAUAAACUUCAUUUGCUGCUGCUGUUGUUUUUAUGGUUGGCAUGUUUCAUCCAUUCGGGAGUCUUAGGAUGUUCAGAGUGCACUGAUGUUGAGACAAAUGGCUUUGUGUGCGAUGGACAAACGGUCAACUUGUGUCAGACUGAUCAUUCGAAGUCGUGGAAAGUUGCCGUUAUCACUGAAGAAACCAUGGAUUUGUAUUCAUGUGACGGCCUGGAGGCUGGAGACAAACUCUUACUAUUUGUUAGCAAAGGAAGACUGAUCAAUUAUGGCAAAUAUGAAGUGGUCACAGCACAAGACGUCACACCGAUAGCUGGAGACGAAAAAUCACAAUGCCGAGUUGUUUUUGACAAACCCAUUACGAUGAAUCUUGAAAAGGACCACCUAACAUGUUUGAUCGCUCAAAGGCUUCCCUCAUUUGACAAAGUAUCUUUACGUAACAAAUGUGUCCUGACAUGUGAUGAACAGAAAGAUGGCCUUGGAGGAAUUCUGGCCUUUGAGGCUGACAACCUGGUGAUCGAUAGUACUUCCAAAAUAGAUAUGACUGGAAAAGGAUUUACAGGCGGCCUUGGAGGUGAUUCCCGUGGGGGUGGAGGGUACGGAGGCGAAACGUUCGACUGUCCGGCAAACGCGUUAUUAGGAAAAGGAGGAGAUAUUUCUUACGUACCCUGGGCAAAGAACACGGACGGAAUUGGUGGUGGAGGGGCUGGGGACGGGCCAAAGACAAGAGUAGGUUCUAAAGGAGGUCCGGGAGGAACUAAUGCCGGCGGCGGAGGAGGAGACUCAACUGUCAACAGAGACGAUGGUGCAGCCGGUGGGGGAGGGGGUGGACAUUUCUCCGGUGGCGGAGGAGGGGGAGGAGGCAGUGGGUGUGGUGGUAAAGAUGGAGGAAAGGGAGGAUCAGCUGGAAACAUCGGUACUCACGCUGGGGGUGGGGGUCAGUCGUCUUGCCCAGGAGGACAUGGUGGCAAUGGAGGGAGUGCAGGGAAAUGGCCUCCUAAACAAGCUCCCCACUGUUACGACAAGUCAGCAUCAGGUGGUAACGCGGGCUCAUCUAGCUCUGGAGGUGGAGGAGGUGAUUCUUGUGGCAAUCAUUACGGUGGAGGUGGUGGAGGAGGCGGACUCCAAUUUGGCAAUACCAACUUCAAGACUCACCUGAGUUACGGAGGGGGAGGUGGAGGGGGAGGAGCAAGUGCGUUCAGAGAUGACCCCAACCCUGGAGGGAAAGGCGGAAGUGGAGGAGGACUGGUGUAUUUACAGGUUGGGAAACUUGUACUACAAGGGACCAUCAGUGUGAAAGGAAACUCUGGACAAUGUCUCAACCGGAAACGUCACAGAUCAGCCCCAGGGGGAAGUGGCGCUGGGGGCAGUGUUGUCAUCUUUACCAAGAAACUCAUCGGAGAUCCGAAGAGUAAAAUUUCCGUUUCCGGAGGGGAUCCUGUAAAAUGUGCCUUUGGAACUGGCGGUGGUGGAGGUGGUGGUAUCGGACGCUGGGUUGUACAGGAAGGUCAAUCCACCCAUCACAGUUAAAUCUGUCUUGGACUUUAAAAGGACGAAGCCGAAACAAGUGAAGAGUACAGCUAAUGGGUUCGCUUUAGAUGAUUUGUUCUCUGUUGUAUCAGCGUGGUGUAUCCGAACACAAGUUCUCUUGACACCAUCAAUUAGUUGUAGUUGAAGGAUGCAAAGUAGGAAAUAAACUUAAUUGAA